Molecule: messenger RNA, 1271 nt
Organism: Funneliformis caledonium
Lineage: Eukaryota; Fungi; Glomeromycota; Glomeromycetes; Glomerales; Glomeraceae
Source: the annotation of a GenBank genome assembly
CAACAAUAGUAUCUACUAUUUUUAAAUAUACAUUUAAUGUAAUUGAUAUGAGACGUGAAGAACCAUGGGAGAAUAAAUCAAUAUAUGUUUUCUAUUUGGAAUUGGUGAUCGAUUUCUUUAAAUUGAUUGUAUAUCUUAUCUUUUUCGCUAUAAUUCUCGUAUCUUAUGGAAUACCUUUACAUAUUAUUCGGGACGUUUAUGUAACGCUUCGAUCAUUUCUUCAAAAGUGUGGAGAUUUAGUAAGAUAUCGUCGUGCUACUAGAAAUAUGAAUGAACGUUAUCCUAAUGCUACUAACGAAGAACUUGAGCGAUUAAGCGAUCGCACUUAUAGGCCUAGACAAGGAAGCAAUAAUAAUUUGGGAGAUGUACCAAAGAAAUUACCUUGUGGACACAUUUUCCAUUUUCAUUGUUUAAGAAGCGUGCCUUUCCCAAAUCAUCCAGGAUUUAUUGCUAAUGCAUUCCCAGCGUUUCCUACUGUUAUGUUGCCACCUCCAGCGAUGCAUGGACAAUUUCAUGGACAAUUGCCUAUGGCUCCUAUUCCUCUAGCAAAUGCACCUAAUGUGGGUGAACAAGCAAAUGGUAUAAAUCAGAAUAUCCCACAACCUCCACACCAAAAUAAUCCACAAGAGACGCAACGGAAUCCACCACAAAAUUCUCAGUCUAAUAUUGGAGAUCGAUCGACAACAGAGACACAUGAAGAAUCUAGUUCAACAUCAUCUAGUACACAAAGUCAAAAUCAAAAUAAUUCAACACGGAGACCUAAUCAGCCAGUUGCAUCUAGGAUACUCUUGGAUCAAUCAUCUUCGUCAAAUUCACGGACAUUUAAUAAUGCACAGCCAUCAAUGCCUUUUCAACCUAUUAAUUUAUCACAAUUGUCUAUGCAAACUUCACCAGGAUUAAUACCACUUUUCCCAGUUCUACCAUUAAGAAAUAAUGGCAUAGGGAAUAAUAAUAAUUCAAAUUCAAAUGCUCCAUCAACAACAUUGGAACCUUUAACGGAAGAACAAAUUCGUUUAUUGGAAACUAAUACUCGUGCAGCAUUUGAGGAGAAAAUAAGAAUACUACAAGACGCACAAGUACAAAUUUAUAAUGUUAUCAGCGUGCUCACACAGGCUGUCAGCGCAUUACCUAGUAUCCCAACAUCGGAUACUGGUUCGAAUAUAAAUGAAAAUUCUCGAAGCGAAGAAGUUAAAGGUGACAAGGGCAAAGGAAAGAGUGUAACAUUGACAGAUGAGGAUGAACUAUUUGAAAAUCGAGAUUAUUUAGGGUAG